GGACAACCCAUCGCUGAUCCCCACAGACAUCGGCUUUCAGAACAAAUCGAUGGUUGGAUACAAACAAAUCAAAGCCAAACUCGGACUCAAGAGAGUGCGGCCAUGGAUUUGGACCCGAUUUAGUCCGAAGGAGAAGAUAGAGUUAUAUCACUGGCGGCGAGAAGUGGACAAAAACAAAGAGUAUCCGUUCGCUCGUCUCAAUACCGUGAUCGAAAUCCCUGUCUAUAACGACACGGAAUACCAGCAGUUGUUGUCGAGCGAUGUGUGGAGUAAAGCGGAAACCGACCAUCUUUUCGAUCUGUGCCGUCGUUUCGACCAGAGAUUCGUUAUAAUCCACGACCGCUGGGAUAGGAAUACAUUCGCCAUCCGUUCCGUCGAAGACCUCAAAGACCGCUUCUACAGUGUGUGCAACGCGUUGGCCAAAGUGCGGGCCCUCCCG
Oppiella nova is the source of this 439-nucleotide messenger RNA. The record is from the annotation of a GenBank genome assembly. NCBI's taxonomy places the organism in Eukaryota, Metazoa, Arthropoda, Arachnida, Sarcoptiformes, Oppiidae.